Molecule: messenger RNA, 1685 nt
Organism: Vigna radiata var. radiata (mung bean)
Lineage: Eukaryota; Viridiplantae; Streptophyta; Magnoliopsida; Fabales; Fabaceae
Product: DDB1- and CUL4-associated factor 13
Exons: 17
Coding region: 115-1473 (452 amino acids)
Biological process (GO): maturation of SSU-rRNA from tricistronic rRNA transcript (SSU-rRNA, 5.8S rRNA, LSU-rRNA)
Cellular component (GO): small-subunit processome; nucleolus
Molecular function (GO): protein binding
Source: RefSeq, a predicted model, not a curated record
AAACAGCACUAAAACCCUUCCUUCCUCUUACCUUGGUUCCCUCCAUCAAUCAUACUAGGGUUUUUCCGCUCUCUAAUUCGGAGGUUGAAGAACCAAAACACAGUAUAACGCCCAAUGAAGGUCAAAGUUAUAUCACGCUCCGUUGAUGAGUUCACCCGAGAACGAAGUCAAGACCUUCAGAGGGUGUUCCGGAAUUACGACCCCAGCCUUCGUCCUCAAGAGAAGGCCGUGGAGUAUGUGCGGGCUCUUAAUGCAGUGAAGUUGGACAAGAUUUUUGCAAGACCAUUUAUUGGAGCAUUGGAUGGACAUAUAGAUGCUAUUUCGUGUAUGACGAAGAACCCUAGCCAGUUGAAAGGGAUAUUCUCUGGUUCAAUGGAUGGAGAUAUUCGACUUUGGGAUUUAGCAUCAAGACAGACAGUUUGUCAGUUUCCUGGUCACCAAGGUGCAGUACGAGGUUUGACAGCAUCUACUGAUGGAAAAGUUCUUGUGUCCUGUGGAACUGAUGCCUGUAUCAGACUCUGGAAUGUUCCUAAUACUUCUCUUGUGGAGUCAGAUGACUCAACCAAGAGCACUGUCGAGCCAGCAAGUGUUUUUGUUUGGAAGAAUGCUUUUUGGGGCGUUGAUCACCAGUGGGAUGGUGAGCUUUUUGCCACAGUUGGUGCUCAAGUAGAUAUAUGGAAUCACAACAGGUCUCAGCCGAUUAAUAGUUUUGAAUGGGGGACAGAUACAGUAAUUUCUGUCCGGUUUAAUCCUGGAGAACCAAAUCUUUUGGCCACCUCAGCUAGUGACAGAAGCAUAAUUUUGUAUGAUCUACGUAUGGCUUCCCCUGUGAGGAAAAUGAUAAUGAUGACCAAAACCAAUUCUUUAUGUUGGAAUCCAAUGGAACCCAUAAAUUUUACAGCUGCAAAUGAAGACGGCAACUGCUAUAGCUAUGAUACUAGGAAGUUGGGUGAAGCUAAAUGUGUUCAUAAAGAUCAUGUUUCUGCAGUGAUGGAUAUUGACUACUCACCAACUGGACGAGAAUUUGUCACUGGAUCUUACGAUAGAACAGUGAGACUUUUCCAGUAUAACGGUGGUCACAGCAAAGAGAUUUAUCACACUAAGAGAAUGCAAAGGGUAUUUUGUGUCAAGUUCAGUGGUGAUGGAAGUUAUGUGAUUUCAGGAAGUGAUGAUACUAACCUUAGAAUUUGGAAGGCAAAAGCGUCUGAACAACUCGGAGUAAUUCUUCCAAGAGAACGUAAAAAGCACGACUAUCACGAGGCUGUAAAGAAACGUUAUAAGCACCUCCCUGAGGUUAACAGGAUUGCAAGACAUAGGCACUUGCCAAGACCAAUAUUCAAAGCUUCUGCUUUAAUGCGUGUUAUGACUGAUGCCAAGAAAAGGAAGGAAGAUAAGAGGAAAGCUCACAGUGCUCCAGGGAGCAUUACAACACAACCCUUACGGCGACGAAGAAUUAUCAAAGAAGUUGAGUAAGGUUUUUCUGAUCCACUAUCCAAGCAAAAUGUAACAAGAAUUUAGGCUCACACUACUGAUAUCACCAUUCUCUGCUCAUUUCUUAGCUUAGCUGAGAGUUGCAUUCCUAUAUUUUAUGUAUGUACGUAUAAGAUUGGUGAAAUGAGGUUGUAUUUGUUAUUCUUCUGGGUUCAGUUCACUCCCAAUGCAAGAAAAUUUUGUUUAUUCUUCAA